Messenger RNA from Alternaria arbusti, 327 nucleotides. RefSeq lists its product as uncharacterized. Lineage: Eukaryota; Fungi; Ascomycota; Dothideomycetes; Pleosporales; Pleosporaceae. The coding region runs from base 1 to 327 and encodes 108 amino acids. The transcript is spliced from 2 exons. The record is from RefSeq and is a predicted model, not a curated record.
AUGCCACUUACAAAGUCAAUCUUCGCGUUGCUCCUGUUUUCGCUAUGCCUCGCGAUACAAGCCAGCCCCGUCCCCGCCACCCUUUCCACUCGAUACAAAUCCCCAUUCUCAGUCCUUCUCCAACGCGAAGGCGACAAAAACGACAAGGAUUUCACAGUCCUAGAAAAGGCGAUCUUGUAUACUGUCAUCUUUCUCAGCGUGACAAUACUGUGCCUAUGGCUUCUCAUAGGCAUCAUAGUUGCGAUUGUGCGGAGGAAGAACGACAAGACAUUUUGGGGGAACUUCAAGGAUGGCAUGCAGUCAAAGAAGGAUGUGGGUUAUUUGUGA